Acanthochromis polyacanthus (spiny chromis) is the source of this 1192-nucleotide messenger RNA. RefSeq names its product cytochrome P450 2F2-like. Lineage: Eukaryota; Metazoa; Chordata; Actinopteri; Pomacentridae. The transcript is spliced from 9 exons. The annotation marks the transcript as partial. Gene Ontology annotation, cellular component: cytoplasm; intracellular membrane-bounded organelle. Gene Ontology annotation, biological process: xenobiotic metabolic process. Gene Ontology annotation, molecular function: oxidoreductase activity, acting on paired donors, with incorporation or reduction of molecular oxygen, reduced flavin or flavoprotein as one donor, and incorporation of one atom of oxygen; iron ion binding; heme binding. The record is from RefSeq and is a predicted model, not a curated record.
GUAGGAGUGAUUCUAGCAGAUUAUGGCACUAGCUGGAGGGAGCAUCGUCGCUUUGCUCUGAUGACUUUGAGGAACUUUGGUCUGGGGAAGAAAUCAAUGGAGGACAGAAUUCACGAUGAGAUUCAACACACCAUUAAAACACUGGAUAAAAACAUUGGCAAAACUCUUUGUCCUCAAGUUAUGUUUCAUAACGUGGCCUCCAACAUCAUCUGCCAAGUUCUUUUCGGUACACGCUACGAGUAUGAUGAUGAGUUCAUCACAACAGUUAUUCAGUGCGUCACAGAGAUUACCAAGAUUGCCAAUGGACCAUGGGCGAUGCUGUAUGACUCUCUUUCCUUCAUUCAAAACCUGCCACUCCCUUUCAAAAAGGCCUUCAAGGACGCAAAGUGUUCUUCUGACCUUGUUCUUCGUUUGCUGAAUGAGCACAAGAAGACCAGAGUCCCUGGAGAGCCUCGAGACUUUCUUGACUGUUACCUGGAUGAAAUAGAAAAGAAAGCAGAGGAUUCUUCAUUUUCUGAGGACAAACUCAUAAUCACUGCUAUAGAUCUUCUGUUUGCUGGGACUGACACGACCUCCAACACCCUGCUUACUGCUUUCCUUUACCUUAUGAACCACCCACACAUACAAGAACGAUGUCAGCAGGAAAUAGACAGAGUGUUGGAAGGGAAGGAUCGGGCCUGUUUUGACGACAGACACCAGAUGCCCUAUGUGCAGGCUGUGACCCAUGAGGUACAGAGGAUUGCCAACACUGUUCCACUCAGCGUCUUCCAUUGUACGACUAAAGACACAGAGCUUUCCGGAUAUUCCAUUCCCAGGGGUACAAUGAUCAUCCAGAACAUGAUCUCAGUCCUGAACGAAGAGGGACAGUGGAAAUACCCUCAUGAAUUCAACCCUGAAAACUUCCUCAAUGACCAGGGAGAGUUUGUCAAACCAGACGCCUUCAUGCCUUUCUCUGCAGGUCCUCGGUUGUGUCUUGGAGAGGGUCUGGCUCGUAUGGAGCUCUUCCUCAUCAUGGUGACUCUGCUGAGGAAGUUUAAGUUCAUCUGGCCUGAGGAUGCAGGAGAACCAGACUACACGCCUAUCUUUGGAAUCACCAUGACUCCCAAACCGUAUCCCAUGAAGGUCCAGCACAGGCUUUGAACUGCACUAAACUGACUGAAAGAUGUAUUAAGAAUGAAGUUUGACCAAUUGA